GGCUUGUUCUUUCUCUUCUUGUUUAUCUACCCUUUUGUCAGCGAUCAUCAGGUUUUCUUCAUGUCAUGUGUUAUGAACGAUGCAUAUACGGGCAAUGUUAUGGAUGUCAUCUACCAAGUACACAGUCUUCGGUAUGACAUUAGCUUGUGAAUAUACUCUUCUUUUUGGAUUCUCUCUCUCUCUCUCUCUCUUCAAUUCAUUCUUCACUCGCACAAUUCAUAUUCAGGAUUUCAAUAUUAGCUUGUAAACCUAUCCCCACGCGCCAGCGUGCCUCACGUUGAGGAUAUGAUAACUACUAGAUCAAAUGUCACA
This is a messenger RNA of Aspergillus ibericus CBS 121593, 312 nucleotides long. RefSeq lists its product as uncharacterized. NCBI's taxonomy places the organism in Eukaryota, Fungi, Ascomycota, Eurotiomycetes, Eurotiales, Aspergillaceae. The transcript has a single exon. Bases 80 to 247 code for a protein of 55 amino acids. The record is from RefSeq and is a predicted model, not a curated record.